Molecule: messenger RNA, 2955 nt
Organism: Aplysia californica (California sea hare)
Lineage: Eukaryota; Metazoa; Mollusca; Gastropoda; Aplysiida; Aplysiidae
Product: mitochondrial import inner membrane translocase subunit TIM14
Exons: 6
Coding region: 171-584 (137 amino acids)
Biological process (GO): protein import into mitochondrial matrix
Cellular component (GO): PAM complex, Tim23 associated import motor
Molecular function (GO): ATPase activator activity
Source: RefSeq, a predicted model, not a curated record
GAACGUUGCAUUGAAGUUGCUACUGCAAGUGCAAGGUUGUUCGUCGAUGCAUGGUGAAGGAAUUUCAUCAGCUGCUUUUCGUUUCUGUUUCGCUGUUGUGAGCUGAGUUAGCCAGCUUUUGUGAUACUGUUGAAUUUUCAGCAUCUCAAGAUCUCCACAUAAAAAAACAAAUGCCCACUACUGAGGUUGAAGCCUUUGAGGAACCGCAAGGUCGUGAAGUCAAACCACGAAUGGCGACUGGACUCAUUCUAGCCGGCCUUGGAAUUGCAGUUCUUGGCUUUGGAGGUCGCUAUGCAUUACGAGCUGGCAAAAUGGCCUCACAGACUUUGAAUCAGACAUUGGGACAGUUGCCUGAAGGGGCUUUCAGCAAGUAUUACAGAGGAGGUUUCGAAUCUAAGAUGUCCAAGAGGGAAGCCGGGCUUGUGUUGGGCGUAAGCCCGUCAGCCAGUCGUACCAAGAUCAAAGAAGCUCAUAAGAGAGUUAUGCUGUUGAACCAUCCAGACAGAGGUGGCUCCCCUUACCUUGCAGCCAAGAUUAAUGAGGCCAAGGAUUACUUCGACAAAGCCAAGCCAGGGUCAAGCUGAAACUGUUGUGGACAAGAUCUUCGAGGACUGGAAAAUGUGCCACUGUGAUGAUAGUUGCAGGAGUGAAAGCAGAAUGUUGAAUUGUGGUGAUAGUAGAGUUUUUUUUUAGCUCAAGUAAGGAGAAGCAUGUUGACGCAAUAGCGGUCUUAUAUUGAAGAGAAGGAGCAAGACAGAUGGCCUGAGACAAUAGAAGGAAAGAAAAGAAGCAGGACCCAUACAGAAUUGUCAAGUAGUCUAGCACGCAUUGUGAACAGGCUCUUGUGACAUAGCAAAACAUGCACCUAAAGGUAAUGGAAUUUAGGAUUCCAAAUUUUUUCAAAUACAUACUAGAAGAGAAGUAACACUCGCAGAAUUUCCGCGUUAUUCCUUUUGUAGGAUCAGUGUCAAUUACAAACGCUAUUAUCACAAAAAGUAACACUCACAUAAUUUCCAGAAUUUAGUAUAUCUAUGGUACAGAGGAAAUAUGUACAGAAUUUUAAAGCAGUUCUUCCUUCAGUAGCUGUAUGUGAAUCAACUGUAUUAUGCCAAAGACUAGACUAUAAAUAAUUGUAUCACUCUCGGAAUUUCUGAAAAGUUCCUUCUACAGUAUCUGUGUCAACUUCACAAGUCAGAGCAGCAAGAGCAAAGAUUGUUGGGAGUUAUUCAUUUUAAUACCUUACCUGUUCUGUUUUACUGAUGAGGGUUUUUGUUCUUUUUCAAGUUUGAAAUAAGAAAAAGAGUGUCCUGAUCUGAGAAAGAACCGUUGCUUGCGGUAUGAAUGUUUUGAAGUAUGUGUGUUUGUGUAGAAGGGUUUACCUGGAUGUAUGUAUGCGUGCAUGCAUGUGUAAGUGUAAGUGUGUACAUAUCAGUUAUAAGUGCUUUUGAGUGUCUGGGAAAACAUGCAUGAAGAGCAUCUGUCUUUUUCAGAGACCCUUUUGUACAGGACGAGUGAAAAAAAAUUUUGAAGUUCCUUUUUUGGACAGGGGGGGCAAUGGCGAGGGCAUUCUCUUCUUUGAAAUUACUUGCGAGUUAUUCAGAUGUUUUUACUGACUGAAUGUCUUUGUUCAACAUGUUUAGUGAAUGUUUCAUUUGGCAUUUUUCCUCUUGUACCACUAGUCGCAACUUUUUAAUAAUUGAAUUUUUUUAUUUUUUUUUACUAAUAUACAGUAAGUGUCUGAUAUUUUUUUUUGCCAAUUGUUAUGUAAGAUGGAAAUUAAAAGAGUUGUUCCUUAAAAAUGUGGAUGGCAUCAUGUCAUUUGCUACAGUAUCUACUACUUUUUUGGUUACAAAAAUCAAUGUUUAAAGAACUGUUUUAGAUUUUGUAUGGUGCAGGCCUCUGUCCUUUUCCAGUACAAGAUGGAUUUAAAAUGCAUCUCCGAUAAGAUUGAGCCUUGUGGGUGGCCAACCACGAAAGUCCCCCUGACCUAGCAAAAUGUAAUAUAUCGAUUAUUGAGGUAUUUGAACGAAGGCUAUACUAUAGGAGGCAUUGUUUUGAUGCAUGAUUACACGAUACCAUCUGAGCCAUGGAUGCCCUCUAAAUGUGUCAGAGCGUACAUAUUAGUGAAUUUCUAAUGACAAACUUUAACCCUAUCCGUACGUCAUGUUUUACUAUCGUAUCCAUACGACGUGGGGAACUCUGUGCCACCACUUUCCAAAGAGCAAAAUUUACUCGUUAAUCUGAUCCAUAUGUUUUGCAUAGCAGUCUGUCAACGUGAUUUUUUAAAGAAAUACUGAAAGUUUCAAAGAGAUUUUCGUAUUAGAAGUAUUCUUAAAUGUUGAGAAUACAACCCUCAUAGUACAAAAUGACCCCAGGGCAUACGGAUACGGUUAAGUAGACUGAAUGCAUGUUGCAAAAGUUCUUUUCCAUCAUACGAAAGUGCAAUUGUUUCUGAAAAAGAGCUGACACACCUCAAGCCUCUUAUUAUGAGAUGUGAGUGACACCCAGAAACCCAUAGCUCCAGUCAAGAUAGAUGAAGAGAACUGUACAUACUACAGUCUAGCAUGCUUACAGUGAAAAAUUUUCUGUCAGGUCGCAAAAAUUGUUCUCACAUUAUUUAUAUUCUUUACAUUUAUUUAAAAAUACGUACAUUACAAAAACAUUUCCGAGUACAACAAAUUUCGCUAUGUGCAUGCUAGACUGUAGGCCUAUAUCAUACCCAAAAGUGAUGUGAAAUGUGUGCUCAGGAUGAUGCAUUUUAUUUUGAUUUUGAGGAUAAUGUCAUUUAUCUCCUGAUGCAUGCCUCUAAGACUGAGUGAAGGAGACAUUUAAAUGAAUAUGUUGGUUGCUUUGAAUAAAAGCAUUUGUAAGAUCUUUGUGGCUCUUUUUGUUUAGAGCAUGUUUUGAAUUAUGAAGUGAGAUAUUUUUUACAAUAAAAUAAUUCUGAAAUGCAAA